Molecule: messenger RNA, 1017 nt
Organism: Amphimedon queenslandica
Lineage: Eukaryota; Metazoa; Porifera; Demospongiae; Haplosclerida; Niphatidae
Product: tripeptidyl-peptidase 1-like
Exons: 3
Coding region: 37-1017 (326 amino acids)
Biological process (GO): central nervous system development; proteolysis
Molecular function (GO): serine-type endopeptidase activity; tripeptidyl-peptidase activity
Source: RefSeq, a predicted model, not a curated record
AAUUGUUCUGCACAUUUUUUGACUUCAAAACUGACAAUGUCAUCGUUUUUUGCUCUCUUCUUGGUGGUUCUUUUAUUGCACACUGUUUCCCCUGCACCAGUCAAGCCCCCGGCUGGAUGGACUCUUUUAAAAGCAGCAGAUCCAAAGGAAAUGAUUACAGUAACUCUGGCAGUUAAGCAAGCCAACAGGGAAUGGCUUGAUACCACCUUACGCUCAGUCUCGUAUCCUGAUUCCCCUUAUUACGGUCAACACAAGACACUUGAAGAGAUUGCUACUCAUGUUCAUGCUCACCCUGAAAGUGUUGCAGCUGUUAAGAAACUCUUUCAGUCUGUGAAUGUAGAGGCCUCGUUCACAAUAGGAGAAGGUUUUGCUGUUGCCGAUAUCCCUAUAGAGAUUGCAGAGCAAUUGUUCUCUGCAAAGUUUUAUCAGUUCCAGUACAAAGAUAAGAGUGAUGUGACCACCACUCGCACUCUAGGAUUUACAGUUCCCUCAUAUUUGAAGCCUCAUGUUGAUUUUGUUUGUUGCAUGGAUCAGUUUCCAGAGCCUGAAAGGAAGACUAAGCUCAGGUCUUAUGGCUUGCCCCAAGUGACUCCUAACUCUAUUGAUAAGUCCUACAAUAUAUUAGGGUAUUCCGGUACCAAUACUAAUAACUCUCAAGCUAUCGCUGGAUUUUUGAAGCAGUAUUUCAAGCCAUCUGAUUUUGCCUUUGCAACUGGUUUUGUAAUAUACGUUGACGGUAUGGUGGAAACUGUUGGUGGUACUAGCUGUGCUGCGCCUACAACAGCUGGUAUUAUAUCACUGAUUAACGAUGUCCGUCUUAAUGAAGGAAAAAGCACUGUCGGUUUCCUCAAUCCACUUAUAUACAAGCUCAAUGGUAAAGGGUUCUUUGACAUCACCAAAGGAGAGAAUUACGGUAAUAAUAUAUUUUGUGACGGCUUCAAAGCUAUUGAAGGAUGGGAUCCAGCUUCUGGCUGGGGUAGUCCUAAUUUUGGAAUCUUAAAGGGACUGCUGAAUUAA